This is a messenger RNA of Choloepus didactylus (southern two-toed sloth), 627 nucleotides long. RefSeq names its product pentatricopeptide repeat-containing protein 2, mitochondrial-like. Gene Ontology annotation, biological process: mitochondrion organization; regulation of mRNA processing; multicellular organism development. The coding region runs from base 1 to 627 and encodes 208 amino acids. The transcript is spliced from 2 exons. Lineage: Eukaryota; Metazoa; Chordata; Mammalia; Pilosa; Megalonychidae. The record is from RefSeq and is a predicted model, not a curated record. Gene Ontology annotation, molecular function: RNA binding. Gene Ontology annotation, cellular component: mitochondrion.
AUGUGCAACUGGCUAAAAAUGUCAUUUACAGGCAAAUAUAAAAGUGCAUUGAAAGUAUUGAUAGAGAUGAAAAAUCAAGAUGUGAAAUUCAGCAAAGAUACCUGUGUCCUUGCUUUUGCGAUUUGCUACGAACUGAAUAGCCCUGAGUCUUUUAAAAUCUGUACUACCUUAAAAGAAGAAGCCCUAAUCAGAGGAGACUUUCUAUCCAGGAGAGCAUCCUGUUUUGCUGUAGCAUUAGCUCUGAAUCAGAACCAAGUGGCAAAAGUUAUACCCAUUUUUUCUCAAAUCGUGAAGCCGGAAAACAAAAGCUGCAUUAAUUUAAAUAUUAUCCGUCUUCACCCAAAUGUGUUGGAAACCCUGAUGAACAUACUAAAGGAUCCCGCAGAAGGAAAUUUAUCAAGCUUUCUGAAAAGACAUGAAUUCUCAGAAGUGUUGGCCACAGUGAGGGAAGAAGUAAAAGAUUUCCCUGACCUUCUGGCUAGAUUCGAUGAGAUUUUUGGAAAACUGUACAUAUCUGGUCAGAUAACCACUGACACUUUGGAUAUUCUGCUCUGCCACAUCCCCAGGGACAGGAAAUCCCCCGUGGCACUAAUAAAUAAGAGGACAGUCAACUGUUGGACCUUCUAG